This is a messenger RNA of Megalops cyprinoides (Indo-Pacific tarpon), 2926 nucleotides long. It is a transcript of the gene prkg1b, whose product is annotated as protein kinase cGMP-dependent 1b. Gene Ontology annotation, molecular function: ATP binding; cGMP-dependent protein kinase activity. Lineage: Eukaryota; Metazoa; Chordata; Actinopteri; Elopiformes; Megalopidae. The transcript has 18 exons. The coding region runs from base 220 to 2274 and encodes 684 amino acids. Gene Ontology annotation, biological process: protein phosphorylation. The record is from RefSeq and is a predicted model, not a curated record.
UCCACUCUGGUUCAUCACGUCAUCUACGAUACAUGUAUUUCUAUAAUUCAUCUGGACGCCACCAGGCAACCAUAAAUUGACUAAACGAAAGGCAUUCGUAGCCUACUUUGAUAGACGUUGAAGGUUUCAUUUCUCUUUUCUUCGAAGGGGAAAAAAAGAAAGUCACAGGGGUACUUGGUAAAGUUUUCAUUACUGGAGCGGUUCUGUCUUUCGACAAGUAUGGGCACAUUGCGCGAUCUCCAGUAUGCUUUACAAGAGAAGAUUGAAGAACUGAGACAGCGGGACGCACUUAUAGAUGAGCUGGAACUGGAACUAGAUCAGAAGGACGAGUUGAUACAGAAGCUUCAGAAUGAGCUGGAUAAAUAUCGUUCCGUUAUUAGACCGGCAACCCAACAGGUCCACAAACAGAGCGUCCUGCAGGAGCAGCAAAGGACCAAGAGGCAGGCAAUUUCAGCCGAGCCUACCGCCUUUGACAUUCAGGAUCUCAGCCACGUUACUCUGCCCUUCUACCCAAAGAGUCCGCAGUCCAAGGAAUUAAUCAAGGAGGCUAUUCUGGACAAUGACUUCAUGAAGAACCUUGAGUUAUCUCAGAUCCAGGAAAUUGUGGACUGCAUGUAUCCUGUUGAGUAUGGCAAGGACAGCUGCAUUAUCAAGGAGGGCGACGUGGGAUCAUUGGUGUAUGUCAUGGAAGACGGGAAGGUGGAAGUGACGAAGGAGAGCAUGAAGCUGUGCACCAUGGGACCUGGGAAGGUGUUCGGAGAGCUGGCCAUCCUCUACAACUGCACCAGGACGGCCACGGUCAAGACUCUCACUAAUGUGAAGUUGUGGGCCAUCGACCGACAGUGCUUCCAGACCAUUAUGAUGAGGACAGGGCUGAUCAAGCACGCAGAGUACAUGGAGUUUCUAAAAAGUGUUCCAACAUUCCAAGGCCUGCCUGAAGAAAUCCUGAGCAAGCUCGCUGACGUACUGGAGGAGACGCACUACAGUGACGGGGAGUACAUCAUUCGGCAGGGCGCCAGAGGAGACACCUUCUUUAUCAUCAGCAAGGGAAAGGUGAACGUCACACAGGAAGAUUCGCCCAGUGAAGACCCAGUUUACCUGCGCGCACUAGGAAAGGGUGACUGGUUUGGGGAAAAGGCCCUUCAGGGGGAAGAUAUAAGAACCGCCAAUGUCAUCGCUGCUGAAGCCGUCACUUGCCUGGUCAUCGACAGAGACUCUUUUAAACACUUGAUUGGAGGCCUGGACGAUGUCUCCAACAAAGGCUAUGAAGAUGCUGGCGCCAAAGCAAAAUACGAAGCGGAGAACGCCUUCUUCUCCAACCUGAAGCUGGUCGACUUCAACAUCAUCGACACGCUUGGCGUGGGAGGAUUCGGCCGCGUGGAACUGGUCCAGCUCAAGAGCGACGACGUGAAGACGUUUGCGAUGAAGAUCCUGAAGAAGAGGCACAUAGUGGACACGCGGCAGCAGGAGCACAUUCGCUCCGAGAAACACAUCAUGCAGGAGGCCCACUCUGACUUCAUUGUGAGACUGUACAGGACGUUCAAGGACAGCAAGUAUCUAUACAUGUUAAUGGAGGCUUGCCUUGGAGGAGAGUUGUGGACCAUUCUUAGGGACAGAGGUUCAUUCGAAGAUUCGACAACUCGCUUCUACACGGCAUGUGUAGUCGAAGCGUUCGCUUACUUGCAUUCCAAAGGGAUCAUCUACAGAGACCUCAAGCCAGAGAACCUCAUCCUGGAUCACAGAGGUUACGCCAAGCUGGUGGACUUCGGCUUUGCCAAGAAGAUUGGAUUUGGAAAAAAGACGUGGACUUUCUGUGGAACGCCGGAGUACGUUGCUCCAGAGAUCAUCCUGAAUAAAGGCCAUGACAUCUCUGCAGACUACUGGUCAUUGGGCAUCCUCAUGUAUGAACUCCUGACCGGCAGCCCGCCAUUCUCCGGCCCAGACCCUAUGAAAACAUACAACAUUAUACUGAGAGGUAUCGACAUGAUUGAAUUUCCAAAGAAGAUUACCAAAAAUGCUGCCAACUUAAUAAAAAAGCUAUGCAGGGACAAUCCUUCUGAAAGACUGGGAAACUUGAAAAAUGGAGUCAAAGACAUCCAGAAGCACAAGUGGUUUGAAGGCUUUAACUGGGAGGGGCUGCGGAAGGGAACGUUGACUCCGCCUAUCAUCCCCACUGUCACGUCGCCGAUCGACACGAGUAAUUUUGACAGUUUCCCAGAGGACAACGACGACCCCCCUCCAGAUGACAACACCGGCUGGGACACAGAUUUUUAACCCCCUCCCAUACCUCCCCUCCCCCCACCCCCUUCCCUCCCCACUCCCCGCUUCCCAAAACCUGCUUCUGUGUAGCCUGGGGCAGCUUCUUCAGAACAAAGCUGCAAAGCAAAAAAAAAAAACUGCAAAGAGAGGGAAAGGCGAAGGGGAACGCGACGCUCUGGGUCACCAAGAUGCCUUCACUGACGCAGCUGCGGUCACCGACGUGACACCGGGACUAAUGUUACGGUCACCGGAGGGCUCCUCCACUGUUAAACCGCUGCAUUUAGCACCAAGCUCAAAUGCCGUCACGAAGCCAGGCCUUUUUCCUUUUUUCCAUCAUUUCAUUUCCGCUGCCACAUAUCUUCACCCCCACCGAUAUCCUUGUACGAAAUGGAACGGUCCGGAUUCCAUUCCACGUUCUGGUUUUCCUAGUGGUUUUUCUCCGUGGUUGAUUGUACCGACAGUGUGUUCAGUUGUCUUUGGGGCUGGUGCGGGAGCGCUCAGAGUGUGAAAUUUCACCUCUCUGUUCUCUCGAAUCUUCAGGACCUCAACGCUGGUUGACCUUUCAAGUCAGAGUAGUUUCUGAGUCAAUCAUGACAGACCUGAAUGUUGUUUUCAAGUCAAUUGAAAUGGUAUGAUAUAAGUAUACAGCAUACAGUAUAUGUAUAUG